This is a messenger RNA of Papilio polytes (common Mormon), 1183 nucleotides long. It is a transcript of the gene Aos1, whose product is annotated as SUMO-activating enzyme subunit 1. Gene Ontology annotation, molecular function: SUMO activating enzyme activity. Gene Ontology annotation, cellular component: SUMO activating enzyme complex; cytoplasm. Lineage: Eukaryota; Metazoa; Arthropoda; Insecta; Lepidoptera; Papilionidae. Gene Ontology annotation, biological process: protein sumoylation. The record is from RefSeq and is a predicted model, not a curated record. Bases 108 to 1127 code for a protein of 339 amino acids. The transcript has a single exon.
UGAGGUUAGUUGUCAAAUGUCAUUUCCAUUGCUUUGUCAAAAUCUUAAAUCUCAUAAGCAAAUUAUUGCAUUGUUUAUUUGAGAAAGUGUGUUAAAAUUCAUUUAAGAUGGUUGAAAACAAUGAGAUUGAACUGUCGGAAGCGGAAGCAGAACAAUAUGACCGACAAAUACGCCUUUGGGGCUUAGAUUCACAGAAACGUUUACGCGCCUCCAAAGUUUUGAUAAUCGGUCUAUCCGGUCUCGGGGCCGAAACAGCGAAAAACGUAAUAUUAUCUGGAGUAAAAAGUGUUUGUCUGCAAGACAAUGAAGUUCUUAAAGAAAUCGACUUAUAUUCUCAGUUUUUGGCCCCUCCUGACAAAAUCGGCGAAAAUAGAGCGGAAGCUUCGCUUCAAAGGGCCAAGGCACUAAAUCCUAUGGUGGAUAUAACUACAGAAACGAAAGCUGUAGAUUCGCUUCCAGACAGCUUCUUUACGAGCUUUGACAUCGUUUGCGCUACCGGAUUAAAACAAGAACAAUUGGAGCGUAUCAACAACAUAUGCCGAGACAAAAACAAAAAGUUCCUUUGCGGCGAUGUUUGGGGUAUGUUCGGAUACAUGUUCGCUGACUUGGUCGACCAUCAGUAUUCAGAAGAGAUAGUACAGCACAGACCCGUGAAACGAGGUCCCGACGAUACUGAGAAGAGUGGAGCGGCGACUGUUAGUAUUACGGUAAAACGACGUGCGAUAUACGUGCCCCUACAGAAUGCGUUGUCCGCUGACUGGUCUAAACCUGAAUUACGAUCGAGAUUGCGACGCGGUGACCCUUCAUACUUUGUAAUGAAGGUUUUGCUUCGUUUUAGAGAUGAAUACAAUAGGAAUCCAGAUCCAGCCAAAAGAAAAGCGGACACAGAAGUACUUUUGCGUAUGAGAGAUGAAUUAGUGAAAGAGCUUUCAUUGCCGGUUGGAUUCAUCAGUGACGCAUUGUUGACUGAUGUAUUUGGAAUAUUAUCUGGAGCAGCCGCUGUGGUCGGUGGUGUGAUCGGUCAGGAAGUAGUUAAAGCAAUGAGUCAACGUGAACCACCACACAACAACAUGUUCUUCUUCAAUCCAGUAAAAUGUGUAGGUUUUGUAGAACUUUAUGGACAAUGAAGUGAGAUCUGCAUUAAACUUAAGACAUUUAUGAUUAUAAAAUUUAUUGAAAUACC